AUUCGGUCACUGAUAUUUUUAAAAAUUGAUUUUCCCAUAAUAUUAGGUUUUUGUGGAUAAAACAGUGAUUUAUUAAUUACAAAAUAAUGGAAAACGAUAUGAAUCACUGUGAUUCGUAUUUAUUAUUUGUUAACGACUGAGUGAUCACAAAACAAAUGAUAACCAGCAGUCAAUUAAAUCGCAAUUAAAUAAAAUAUUAACAAGAUGGGUCGAACUCAACGAAAAAGGCGACGUAAAAAUUUGCUCAAGUUUUAUUCCUGCAAUAAUGAAAAGGAUUUAGUGCAAUUAAACGCCUGGUUAGCGAAGGAAGGAGUUCGAUACAAUAAAAAACUCGUACUGGCCGUUUUUAAUGAUACUGGCAGGGGAGUGUUGACGAAAAAGAAAAUAAAGGCGGGAGAAGAACUAAUCAAUCUCCCGCUUAAUUUAACUAUUAACGUAACUAGUUUAUUAAUGGAUGUUGUAUUUUGUAAAGUGUUUUUAGAGAACAAUAUUCCUUGUUUACUGAAAUAUAGUCGUAAGGUGUCGUUUCAAUCGCUUAUGGCAUUUUAUCUAGUGUAUUUAAGAUCGCAAGGACAAAAAUGCAAGUGGUACAUUUAUUUAGAGAGCUUGCCGAAGAUUUAUACUGUACCAUAUUUCUUGCCCAAUGAAAUAAAAAAAUAUAUAGAUGAUGAAAUUAAUUCUGUGAUUAUAAAGCAAAGAAAUAUUAUCGAAAAUACGUUUUAUAUUUUUGAAGAACUUUUAAAAAACACUACAUGUAUUAGUGAUAUCGUUCAGAAUUUUAGAUCAUAUUUUUCAUUAUGUAAUUACGAAUGGGCCUAUUUUACAGUGAACACGAGAUGCGUUUACAUGGACCUAACAAAAGUGAUAGACUUGAAAAAUAUUGAAAGUUCUAUUCUAUCUUUAAUUAAUGAUAAUACUAAGAUAUCAUUAUGUCCAUAUCUAGACAUGAUAAACCACAGCCCAACCUCGAGAAACGAAACAAAACUUUUAGUAAAUAAAGAAGUAGGAGUUACACCGAUCACAAAUUUAAAUGAGAAUAUAUUUUCCGAUGUUAGAUUUUCUAUUUACACAAAGAAUAAUUUCGAUCCAUAUACACAAGUUUUCAUAUGUUACGGUGACAGUCAUAACUUGAAAUUGAUCACGGAAUACGGCUUUUGUCUACCUUCAAACGAUAUAGAUUUUGUGUCGUUUCAUUUUGAUAAAAUUAAUAUAUUUUUAAACUCUGUGGGCAUUAAGCUAUCCAAUGAUCAAACAGCUUUCAUCAGUAACCACGGACUGAAUAAGGAAUUGUAUAUAGAUUUAAGAGGCUUAAGUUUUAAUUUUUAUGGUUUAUUGAUGGUAGUUAAAUAUUAUUAUGACAAAAAUAUAGAUAUAAGUAGGUUAAUAUAUUCUGCUGCAAUAUGUUCCGACGAUAGAAUCCUAAUAGAAUUUAUAAAGCCAAUGGUCAAAGAAAGACUUGUAAAUAUUCAGUCUGCAUUAAGUAAGCUAGGUAGUUUUAGUAAAUGUUUUAUUUUAGACAAUUGUAUUGAACUCAUGUGUCAGUAUGUUAAAAUAUUAGAAAAGUUUAUUAAAUGUUAGAUAUUUACCUAUCAAGUGAUUUUGUAUUAUUUUCUAUCCUUAGAUCUAAUUCUCAGUUUUCUUCAUGUCUGUUAUCUCAGGAGUAUCAUUUAUAUUAAGAAAUGUUAAUAAUUAUUAAAAUUUUAAGGUAUUUGAUAUAUAAAAAUAUGAUUAAAAAUUAUCAGUAUUUUUAAAAACAUGCAUUAAGACAAGAGUAAAAAGUUUCAAUAUGGUUUAAGGAUUAAAUGUUAGCAUUUUAAUUAUAAUUAAUUUUAAUAACUA
This is a messenger RNA of Melitaea cinxia (Glanville fritillary), 1839 nucleotides long. Its product is annotated as SET domain-containing protein 4. Bases 205 to 1578 code for a protein of 457 amino acids. NCBI's taxonomy places the organism in Eukaryota, Metazoa, Arthropoda, Insecta, Lepidoptera, Nymphalidae. The transcript has a single exon. Gene Ontology annotation, biological process: peptidyl-lysine trimethylation; positive regulation of transcription by RNA polymerase II; peptidyl-lysine dimethylation. Gene Ontology annotation, molecular function: protein binding; transcription coactivator activity; histone H3K4 methyltransferase activity. The record is from RefSeq and is a predicted model, not a curated record.